Cololabis saira (Pacific saury) is the source of this 3330-nucleotide messenger RNA. RefSeq names its product protein Wiz-like. The transcript has 9 exons. Gene Ontology annotation, cellular component: nucleus. Gene Ontology annotation, biological process: regulation of transcription by RNA polymerase II. The record is from RefSeq and is a predicted model, not a curated record. Lineage: Eukaryota; Metazoa; Chordata; Actinopteri; Beloniformes; Belonidae. Bases 151 to 2433 code for a protein of 760 amino acids. Gene Ontology annotation, molecular function: DNA-binding transcription factor activity, RNA polymerase II-specific; RNA polymerase II cis-regulatory region sequence-specific DNA binding.
CACCGAAGAAGAAACCCCGGAGCUGCUGCUGCUGCGGCCGUGUGAGCGGAGCUAACGUGAUGUGCAGAAACCAUCUCUGAAAGGUGCACAGGGUCAACACGAACUUUGUAAUCUCUGCCCUCAGAGCAAAUAACGCAACAUCAUCAUCACAUGGAUUCACAAGCGACGCCAGGACCAGUUAUAUGCGAGGUGUGUGGGAUCUACUUUGAUUCCCGCCGCGGGCUCUCCAGCCAUGCCCGUCUCCACCUCCGCCAGCUCGGCGUCACGGCGUCGGAGAACAGCGGAGCUCCCAUAGAGCUGCUCUACCAGCUCAUCCAGGAGAGGGACGGCUCUCUGCAAGAUCUCAAAUCCCAAUCCUCUCUGCCUGGGUCUACACCUGUAAAGAAAGACAAGACCCCCGCGAUGGAAGAGGAGACGAAUGCUUCUCUCCCAACGGACCAUAGAGUCUUGAAAACUCCACGAAAGAUGGAUCAUCAAGGAAGUUCAGUCCCGUCAUCUCCCUCCUCCCUCAGGCCAGCUGAAGGCAGCAGCUCGUCUUUUUCAGAGAAUCAAACGGUUACCAAGCCAAUGUGGGCGCCGUCGGACACAGACGCCCCCAUCACCUUAGCUUCAGAUACCAGUGAUGAGGUUCAUGUUUGCCAGCUUUGCGGCUGCUGGUACGAGACCCGGAAAGGUUUGUCUAGCCACGCCCGCGCCCAUCUCCGCCAGAUCGGAAUCCCUGAUAGUGAUAUAAAGGGAAGCCCCAUUGAAUUUCUGUAUAAGAUGAUGGAAGAGGAAGACUUCAAGCCCGUUAGCUCGGAGCAACAAGAGGAGCUCAGAGCCAACAGUUCUGCGAGGGGCUCUUCUUCCAAACGUCCCUCCGAUUUCUCCUCACCAUCCGCAUCUCCCGCUAACAAGCGGAAUAAAACACCCGAGGAUUGUACUUGCGUUUUGUGUGGGGAGGAAUUUGAGAACCGAAAAGGUCUGGCCAGCCACGCGCGCUCUCACCUGCGUCACAUUGGGAUGAGUGAGUUGGUGGGGAAAAGCUCUGCCAUCGAAACUGUCCAGGAGCUGGUCAGCAGUGGGAUGUUAGAAGCCGUACAGCCCCCCAAAACAAGCAGCGCUCCCGGUUCCCCCGCGGCGCGGUCUCUGGGACCGGCCUCUUCUGCAGUCCCAGCUGGAUCUCCGGUUCCAGGCCGGCCUUGGACCUCAUCCCUCUCCCCGAACCAGCUGAAGGGCUCCCAGUCCCCCCAGAGCCCCUCACACCGACCGCCAAAGGCUAAGAAAGGCUUUCGGCUCGCAGUGGACCCACUCCUUAGAAAACCUAAACCUGAGCCCGUAGAAACGGAGGUAUCUGUUCAACCAAAGGCUCCCAGCACCACCGGCAACUCACUCAUCCAGAAACCCACGACAGCAAAGCCCCAAAACUCAGAGACCCAGUCUCCCCCGACGGUUCUGUGUGACUUCUGCGGCCAGCUGUUUGAGACCCGUAAAGCCCUGUCCUGCCACGCCCGCGCCCAUCUCCGGCAGCUCGGCCUCACCUGGUCCAUCAGAACAUCUCCGAUCGAUCUUCUCAAAGAGGUCAUGCUGCACGGUGAAGAAAGGAAAGAGUCGGCACACGGCGGAUCUUCAGCACCCGCCAAAACCCCGUGGACCUCUCAAGGGUCCAAACGGUCCCGGGACAGCUUCCCAUCCGGGGAAGCUUCUUCCAACUCCUGCACUUCACCUGUUGAUUAUUCAAUGAAAGAAAAAUCCCCGUCUGUCAAGACUGGACUCUCUCAUGUAGACGCCACCUGUGAGGUUUGUGGAUUCGACUUUGAGAACCGUAAGGCGCUGGCCAGUCAUGCGCGGGCGCACCUGCGGCAGCUGGGCAUCUUCGAGUGGAAGGCAGACGGAGCCACUUCCCCCAUCGAGCUCCUCAGUGAGCUGAUCCGGAAAGACCCGGGCAAAGUGACAGAAAUAACCAGACGUUAUCGUUUUGGAGACCUUUAUGUCAAGAAGUCUCAGAGAAGUGCUGCACCACCAUCUGUGUCCACAGACUCUGUCCCCGCCAGCAACCCCAAGUCAGUCCUGAUGCAACACGAGCAGAAAGUGAGCAGGAAGGACCACGGCAGCAUCAGCGUGAGAACCGCCAGGGGGAUUCAUCCACCCAAACAUGGAGUGUCUUCAGGAGAGGGAGGUCGGGACGCCGUCUCCCACCAGCCCUCACGGUCCGGCAGCAUCCCCGCCCUGCUGCCGAAGCCCCCGCUAACUCCACUGGUUAAACUGGUGGGUAAAAUCUAUUCCCUCAAAUGCAGGUUCUGUGAGGAAGUGUUCCACGGGCCGCUGUCGGUCCAGGAGCAGUGGAUCACUCACCUGCAGAAACACAUCCUGUCCCUGGGCUACAAGGGCAAGGAAGCCCCUCCGGCUGCAGCCGUGGCGGCUACCGCGCUGGUCCCUCCCGUAGCCGUCUAGGCCACUGGUCCACCCCGUAGCCGUCUGGGCCACUGGACUCACCCCAGUUAUACAUUUACUGAUGUUGACUCUGAGAUUGGAGAAGUGGGGGACGGGAGAUAACAAGCAUGAAUGGCAGAUGUUCCCUGGAUGUUCCCUGGACGUCCUCAGGAGGGCAGAUGUUCCCUGGACGUCCUCAGGAGGGCAGAUGUUCCCUGGACGUCCUCAGGAGGGCAGAUGUUCCCUGGACCUCCUCAGGAGGGCAGAUGUUCCCUGGACGUCCUCAGGAGGGCACAAGUGUUCAAUAAUCCGGGAGGGGCCGUGUUUAUUGGCUCAGGUAAAACCAGCUUGAUACAAUAGACGAUGCUUCUGAUCAGCUUAGUUUUUAAUGCUAUUCCACCAUUUCUACCGCCCCCCCACCCCCAUAUGAACAGUUGAUAAAUGUUCUGUCCUCCAAUGAGAAAUCUAAAAAUGUAAAUCUUAUUAAUCUUUCUUACUCGAUCAGUACGCUUCACAUUUAACUUGUAUACCCUCUGAAAAGAGUUUUAUUUAAUGCAUUUAUUUGUAAGUAGUUUUACUAAGUGUGGAUUCAGAUUUUUUCCAAAUGGUAAUUUUUCUAUACAACACAAUCUCACAAAUCUUUUUACAUUUUGAUAUUGUCAUGAUGUAAGAAAAUAAGCAAUGCUUUCUGUUGUUGAUGAUUAGUUUGAUGUUUAUUGGGCCAAUAAUGUUCUUUUUAUUGCAUGCUGUUUUAUGUAAAUUAUGUCUUGAAACUAAACUAUAUUUUUUAGCGUGUGUUUUAAAUGUCCAAAUAACGUGUAAAUGUGAUGACCUGUCCAGGGUUUACACCACUCGAUGGGUGAAUGUGAUGUCAUUUACUUAAAAUGGUCACAAUAAACCUCUGUUAAAUUAAAUAAA